AUGCAACUCUCAACCAUCAUCAGCUUGGCCGCCGGCGCCGCUCUCACUCAAGCUGCACCACUUCAAAGCCGCACCAACUACGCCAAUGUAGUCUUCCACGGCGCCGCAGAUGCAGCCUACUCUCUUUCCGUUCCUCUUGACGGAACCUUGACCAACACUGGCAACGUUCUCUCGAUCUCCUCCGUCUCUUCCUACGACGUCAACGUCGCCACCGAGUGUACCCUUCACACAGUCGACUACCCACCCGCACUCGUCGAAGGCCCAGCCAACACCUGGGUCGUUGGUCCCCCACAGACCGUAAACUCCAUCUCUUGCACCAAGGGCACCACACCACCCCAACCUCCACGAUCAGCAUCCAUCGUCAUCGAGUUCGAUGGCGCGGAUCCAGACAAGGGAGCUUUCUACAAGGUUACCGUCCCUCUUGAUGGAUCCGUCGUCCCAACCAACAAUGUUCUGAGCAUCUCGACUCUUGUCUCUAACUUUGAUGCCUUGGCUACCAACUGCAACUUUGUUUACGUUGAUGGCUCUGCUGCGCUUGCUCGAUUGAGCGCUGACAGAUGGGCUGUUGGACCUCCUCAGACUAUCAUCAGUGUUUCUUGCCACGCAUAA
Cadophora gregata is the source of this 609-nucleotide messenger RNA. RefSeq lists its product as uncharacterized. Lineage: Eukaryota; Fungi; Ascomycota; Leotiomycetes; Helotiales; Ploettnerulaceae. The coding region runs from base 1 to 609 and encodes 202 amino acids. The transcript has 2 exons. The record is from RefSeq and is a predicted model, not a curated record.